Messenger RNA from Solanum tuberosum (potato), 859 nucleotides. RefSeq names its product tropinone reductase-like 3. Bases 1 to 789 code for a protein of 262 amino acids. Gene Ontology annotation, molecular function: oxidoreductase activity. Lineage: Eukaryota; Viridiplantae; Streptophyta; Magnoliopsida; Solanales; Solanaceae. The transcript is spliced from 6 exons. The record is from RefSeq and is a predicted model, not a curated record.
AUGUGUGACUUUGUAACCGCAGAGGAUGAACACAUCUUUAUUCCCGUGUGGAUCCGGAAACAGUGUCACUGUUUUUCUUGGACUUUUCUGUAUUUGUGUAUUGUUUACUCUCUUCAUAAUGAAGAUUUGACUUUCGGUAGUGUCUAUUUCAUUUUACAGGAAAAUGUAGAUGAAGCAGUAAAGAAACUGAGAGAUGGAGGAAUUGAAGUGUUGGGAUUAGUAUGUCAUGUCUCAAAUGCACAACAGAGGAAGAAUUUGAUAGACAAGACCAUUCAGAAAUAUGGGAAACUAGAUGUGGUUGUGUCAAAUGCCGCUGUCAAUCCUUCAGUAGAUGCAAUAUUAGAAACUAAAGCAUCAGUCAUUGACAAGCUGUGGGAUAUCAAUGUCAAGGCCGCUAUACUAUUACUACAAGAUGCAGCUCCUUACCUUAAGAAGGGUUCAUCAGUUGUUCUGAUUUCCUCAAUUUCUGGUUACUCGCCACCAGCUUCAAUGGGUAUGUAUGGAGGGACUAAAACUGCGCUACUCGGACUUACCAAGGCUCUUGCAGCUGAAAUGAGUCCAGAUACUCGUGUAAACUGUGUAGCACCGGGUUUUGUACCUACACAUUUUGCUGAUUUCAUCACGAGUAAUGAACAAGUGAGGAGAGAGAUUGAGGGCAAGACAUUACUCAAUAGGCUUGGAACAACACAAGAUAUGGCCGCUGCUGUUGCUUAUUUGGCUUCUGAUGAUGCUUCUUAUGUAACCGGAGAAACUCUGGUUGUUGCUGGAGGAAUGCCUUCCAGACUUUAACUUCUCGAUUGUAGUGCCUCUCCUUCUGGUUUUAGUUAGCUUGCAUCAUAUAAUUUGUAGAAUGUAAUUU